Ectocarpus siliculosus is the source of this 1935-nucleotide messenger RNA. NCBI's taxonomy places the organism in Eukaryota, Phaeophyceae, Ectocarpales, Ectocarpaceae. The record is from the annotation of a GenBank genome assembly.
AUGCCCGGGGUUAAGACCACGGAGAAGUACUACAGCUACAGGUACCACACCGAUAAGGGGGGGCUCUUCCUGCCGGACAAGCGCUACGGCAUCCCUGUGCCCCACCUGCAGGAGGUCGAUUUGCUAUGCAGCCACUGGUUCGUGGAGACUGACUGGGUGAAGCUGCUGUUCCGAGAGAAGUGGGAGACCCCGCAAACGGGAGAGGACUACAUGCUUGCCUACUCGCUGCGCAAGCACGCCGGGGUGCGGUCGUUUGUUUUACCCAUGGACCUUGGCGACAGCGAGACUUGGGGCAACGUAGACGUGGACUGGAACAUGCAACACCAGGGGGGUGAGGCGACAACGCUCCGCAGCACGGUGCCCAUGCGCGACCGCAUCUGGCACCGCCUGUUCAAGCGGGGCGGCGAGUACUUCAUGUCCCUGCGCUACGCCUCUCGCCCGAGGCCGCUGCUGCUCGUGGUCGACGGCGCCUUCGACGCGCAGGCCCUCCGGGCGCUCUUCCUCGUGCUCCAGGACUCGUACCCGCCCACAAGCGGCGGCGGCGGCGCAUCUUCUCACAACCUCGAAGAAGAAGAAGAAGAAGCGUCUUCGUCGUCGGGGGUGGGGGUCCCGCAGCGCCCCCCCCGGGUGGUCCUCACCGGGCGAGGUGGGGGCUCAGCGAGCUGCUCUCUGGCGGCCAGGGACCUGGGGAACACGAAGGACGGGCGCGUCAGCCGCGGCGGCGCCACGCUUUGCGACCCGGACACGUUCGCGUCGGCGUGGAACCUGGUGGCCGGGAGGCACUUCCCCCGGCAGGGCACGAGCAGGGGCGGCGGCAGCGGCGGCCGGGACCACGUGCUCAUGGUCGACCUCGCGCUGGGCCUGGCGGGGGCCGUGAGCACGGUCAAGCCGCUGGCGAUCGUCAGCGUCGCCGGGACGGGGCCUUCCGCGGGCACCCCCGGCGGGGUGGGCGGGGGCGGGGCGGCGAUCGACGAGGCGGUGGCGGUGGUGGCCGGGCAGGCCGGGGUGCCGGUGGUCCGGCUGCCGAGACGCGCGAGCGCGAGCGCGGCCGCGCUGUGGCUGUCGAGGCUCACGCCCAAGGCGUUCCGGGCGUGGCACAGGCCGCGGGUGGACAUCGUCGUGGUGUACGAGCCGUCGCCGACUAACGGCGGCAAUGGCGGCGGCGGCGGCGGCGGGGGCGGCCACACCGAAGCGCAGCUGGAGGCCCUCCUGAACAGCAUCUCGGAGGCUCACUACCUGGGCGACAGCGUGGGGGUGACGAUAGCGGUCGCGUCGGGACCCGUCCCGGAUAGCGUCGGGGACGAGUCCUUCCCCUGGCCGCGUGGCCGCAAGACCGUGCGCGGCGGGUCCCUUUUCCCUUCCAAGCCAGCCGACCUCGUCGGCGGUUCAGCGUCUCCGGCGACCCUCGCUCUGCGAUCGUGGAUGCCCCGUGGCGACGACGAGGACGACAGCUUCGUGGUGGUCCUCGAGGCGGACCGGGUCGUGAGCCCCCUCUUCUACUCGUGGCUGAAGGUGGCGGUGCUGGAGACGAGCUACGGCGGGGCGGCGGCGCCGAAGCCGUCGGCCUCCGACCGCCGGCCGGCGGCGGCGGCGGCGGGGUCGAGGGGAGGCGUUUGCGUACCCGGCGACGCAGGGGGGGAAGCAGGCGGCGGCACGUGGCUGAUGCCCGCCGGGCACUGGCGGGCGGCGCAGGCCCGGUGCCUGAGAAACAAAGACGGCUUCGAAGGAGGAGGAGGAGGGCCCGGGACAGGGUGCGAAAGCACGGGUUAUCCGCAGCCGUCCGAACGAGUGCUGUGUCCGAUAGUGACGGAGCCGGGCGAGGCCCUGGUAGGGAGGACCGGUGCGGACGGGGCGCUCUUGGACGGAUGGCCGAGAGGCUUGAUGGAAAACGGGGAUGCUCUGGCAAGCUUCGUCGAGCGUGUUCUGUUUCCGUAG